AUGAGGUCUGCCAUAUUAUUACUUGCAGCAGCAAGUUCCGCGCAUGCCACUUGGCUGCGAUGGUCCGUCAACCGCGAACAUGUCUGGGCUGCCCAGGAAACAGGUCAUAUCUCAGAGAGCGAGAUGACUGGAUGGACCCCGAUACCGACGCCUGCCCCAGGUCUGCGCAGCGAAAGUGAAAUCGUCUUAGAUCUGCUCCGACGUCAACGGAAAACAUCAGAGACCGAUUGGACGAAUCCCGGGACAUGUGGUUGGUUCUCGGGAGUGUCGUCAUCUGCCGUCAUGUGUGGCAAUAAUUUCACCUGCGCAACCAAUUCAAACAACGUUGUCGCAUGCGCAUCAGGUACCUUUUCACCCUUUUACACGGCUUGUCUCGACUACAGGGCAUUCCAAGCCGGUUCAUGCACAAGUCUCGGUGCCGCGACAGGAUGCUGUCAAGAGGAGGCGGAACCAGCAUGCGGCACUUAUCUUUGGACCGGUCAACCGGAGCGCUCCAUGUAUAAGUGUUUCGAGACCGCAUCCAUUGUCACCAUCCUCGACGUCCCGCAAUUCGUCGUCGAUGCAUCUCUGUUCUCCAAGACGCAUACGUCUUCUACGCCAACAAUCACGAAGUCCGGCACUGCCACCGAUGCCUCAUCCGGUCCAGACAAUACGGGAGGAGUUAGUCCAGGCUCGGACUUGGGCUCGGGUUCUGACGGCAGCUCAGGCUCUGAUGGAAGCUCCGGGAACGAUGGGAAAUCCGGAGAGGGUUCUGGUGGAAAUUCAGGCGGCUCCGGCUCUGAUUCCGGCACAGAUAAGAGCUCAAAUAAUAUCCCCAUCAUCGUCGGGAGCGUGGUCGGCGGAGUCGUAGGACUGCUCUUGCUACUGCUCUUGUUAUUAUGUCUAAACCCCAAGGCAAAGGGCAAGCUCGGUCUAAGUUACACGCGCAACAAGAACAAUAAACAAAAGUCUCACGCGAAUAACGCAUACCACACCACAAACCUAACAGGUGCUGCAACAAAGGGGCGCAACUCGUCAGGGAGCGAGGCGAUGUCGGUAGUACCCGUAGCGGCACAGCAGCCGCAACACCAGUACUACAACCAGGAACAGCAUCACUAUCAUCCGCAAGCCCAAGUCCAGUCUCAAGUCCCGGUUCAACAGCAGGCACCUCCACCACAGUAUCAGGCAGGCGGACAGCAGCCCGUGACGAUGGCAUACACAGUCAACCAAGGCGCAACACACACCUCGCAUCCCUCCUAUUCAAGCACAACCUCCUACGCCACAACAAACCCUGCACCAGGCGCCGCAGCACCUAGUUACGUAGUCGCCGGCGUCGUCCCCGUCUCAAACGACAAGCAACAAUAUUCACAGCCUCAAGCGCAAUACCAGCAACAAGCGCAACCACAACCACAAGCCGGGGUAUCGCAGAUGCAGCCCGUGAACCACAUCCACGUGUACUACGCCGUGCCGCCAGCACAAGGCACAGCGCAAACCGGCUCAUACGCGUACGCACAAGCUACGCCCGCCGCAGACACGCAUAGUACGCAUUCCAAAGACGCCGUGCCUGACGCGCUAGGUCUGUACACGCAGUACCAGGAUCACGGGCCGGGGUAUAGGCAGAGUUUCUAG
Molecule: messenger RNA, 1608 nt
Organism: Xylaria bambusicola
Lineage: Eukaryota; Fungi; Ascomycota; Sordariomycetes; Xylariales; Xylariaceae
Exons: 3
Coding region: 1-1608 (535 amino acids)
Source: RefSeq, a predicted model, not a curated record